CAGGCAGGCGCGCCGGGCAGCCGGGGUCCUGCACGCCCAAGACCGGACGAAGCAAGAUGGCGGGACCCAGCAGCCGUCAGGUGUUGUCCUUAUACAGGGUGAUGUUGAAAGAGAGCAAGAAGUUUUCCAGUUACAAUUAUAGGACCUUUGCACUCCGGAGAAUUAAGGAUACUUUUCGAGAAAACAAAAAUGUGACAAAUCCUGAAGUUAUCCAAGAGCUAAUAGAAAAGGCUGAAGCCAACACAGAAGUUAUUCGACGACAGGUGGUAGAGGUUGACAGUUUGGGAGAUGGUGCAAAGAAGUCUUGGUGCUCGUCGGCCAUUUGUACACAGCGGAAAAGCUCAUAAUUGAAAAUCAGUGAAACUGUGCAUUAAGAGUCAAGAAGUGUUUUAAUGAAGAGUCAUUCCAUCUAUCACCUUCUAGUCGACUAUCUGGAACUCGCAGUGUCCCAAUUUUUAAAGUACUAAAGCUUCUCUCUCCUGUGUAUGUGACAGAUCUAUAAAAGAUUCUUAUGGUAACACUUGCACAUCAAUGUAAUCUCUUUAUUUAAUUGCACUGUUAAUUUAGUUAUAUAGUGCCAGUGAUCCCCAAUAUUUUGGGAUAUUGGAGCAAUUGUACAUGCCAGCUAGACAAUAUUAAAUGUAUACAAUAUUGUAUAAUUCUAAUACUUUGGAUUUUUUCUUUUUUCAAUGUUGCAGCUACUAAUGAGCAGUGACAAGACGGUGUAUUUAUGGUUAAAGCUAGUUCUCUGCAUAACCAAUAAAAGAUCUGAAGAUAAACUCGCUAAUGACACGUAGUUGAAAUGUGUACUCUUAGCUAAUGUUUUGCGCUAGAAUAAUCUCUACAAAUAUUGAUAAAGUAGUGUCCUAGUUUUGAAAUGGAGCAAUUUAUUUAUAACCUGCUCUUCGUACUAUUGAAGGGAUGGUACUGCAUCAAAACAUCCUGAUACUUUUUAAAUAAAUAGCCUUCCAUAAUUGCAAAUACUGUAUGCAUUUUUAACUCAGUACCAUUGGAAUGGAUAUAAAUCACCAACCAUAAGUGACUCAAACUCUUUAUCAUUAUAUGCUUUGUUAGCUCACAUUGCAUUCAAAUACUGCUUUAAUUGAGUUUUUGUAUCUCAUUAAAAAUAGAGAGUAAACAAACUUUGUUUCAGUUACAUUGCAAAGUUGUUUCUUGUAGGUUUUUAGGAACUGAUAUAAUUUACCCUGUUUAAUUACAAAUCCAUAGUGAAUAACCAAUAUUGUACAAUGCCAAAAAUUACAUAAUUCUAAUAUUUUUACACUGGCCACAUUAAUAAUCAAUUGUAACUGUCCUAAAUUUUCCAUUUACUUAGAUACUAACAGGUAUUGUACUAAUAGGUCACAGCUAAUUAAAGUGCAAUGAAGAUGCAUAUCCAAACAUGGUGUAUAUAAUGCUCAUUUUCUGUCAAUAAUACUUCCAAGUAUUGCACCCAAAUUUCUUUUUUUUAAGUAUAAAGAAACUACAGAAAAUACAAAGCAUAAAUAUCUGCACCCUUUUGUUGAUCUCUGUAUGAGCUCACCCCAAUGAGAUUUUGUAACUGUGAUGGAAGACUUGUUUAAUGGAAGAAUAAUGCAUUGCUUCACAUGGUGUGAUGUUACUAUUCAUGUAAACGGCAUCAUCUGAAUUAUCAUGGGCAAUACCAUGGAAUUUGCUACCAGAUAGAAAAUCUUGCAGAUAGUGCACAUCCGUUCUACUCCAGAUGUUACAAUUUGAUAUUGAUGCAAAACAAUCUUUUUUGUAAAAGCAGGAUUCCAAGCUAUAUAAAUAGAGCCAGAGAGUGCAAAAACAAGCAAGUUUUGUUCAAUCUUUAUGAGUCACUGGUUAGACCUCCGCCAGAGUAUUCUGUCCAAUUCUUGCACCACACUUCAGGAAAGAUAUCAACUUUCAAAAAGGAAUUGGAUAUAUUUUUGAAAGGAAAAAAUUGCAGGGUAUGGGGAAAAAGUGGGGAGUGGAAUAAUUGGAUCCAGCACAGGUAUGAUGGGAUGAAUGGCUGCCUUCUGUGCUGUAUGUUUCUAAAAGAGGGAGAAAAAAGGUGAUCAAUGCACUUUGGGUUCUGAUACAAAGCUUGAAAAUUACAAGAGAUUUACUGACCUCUUCCAUACCGAUAGUGAGUACUAACUCAACAUGAACAGGUUAGGUUAGCAGCUAAACACCACCAUGUUCUCAACAUUAAACUGUCUCUAACCAAUGCGACGGGAAAUUUGCCAAUAAAAAGAAAUUUGUCU
Molecule: messenger RNA, 2246 nt
Organism: Carcharodon carcharias (great white shark)
Lineage: Eukaryota; Metazoa; Chordata; Chondrichthyes; Lamniformes; Lamnidae
Gene: lyrm4b
Product: LYR motif-containing protein 4
Exons: 4
Coding region: 57-347 (96 amino acids)
Biological process (GO): iron-sulfur cluster assembly
Cellular component (GO): mitochondrion; L-cysteine desulfurase complex
Source: RefSeq, a predicted model, not a curated record